Molecule: messenger RNA, 645 nt
Organism: Castor canadensis (American beaver)
Lineage: Eukaryota; Metazoa; Chordata; Mammalia; Rodentia; Castoridae
Gene: Timm10
Product: translocase of inner mitochondrial membrane 10
Biological process (GO): protein insertion into mitochondrial inner membrane
Cellular component (GO): mitochondrial inner membrane
Source: RefSeq, a predicted model, not a curated record
AUUUUCCCGAAGUUGGCGACGUUGGGGACACCGUUACUCGCUCCGGGGUGUGGUGAGUAAGCCACGGCCUCUCACCUCAAGGUGACCCUGGUGAUGGAUCGCCAUUUCAGAGAACUAGACGAUCCGGAGGUUCCCUUCAAGGUGUUGGGCUGAGAUGGAUCCGCUCAGGGCCCAACAACUGGCAGCGGAGCUGGAGGUGGAGAUGAUGGCUGACAUGUACAACAGAAUGACCAGUGCCUGCCACCGGAAAUGUGUGCCUCCCCACUACAAAGAAGCAGAGCUGUCUAAGGGCGAGUCUGUAUGCCUGGACCGAUGUGUCUCCAAGUACCUGGACAUCCAUGAGCGGAUGGGCAAAAAGUUGACAGAGUUGUCUAUGCAGGAUGAAGAGCUGAUGAAGAGAGUGCAGCAGAGUUCUGGACCUGCGUGAGGCCCUAGACAGUAUACACCCUGGGUGCACCUUGCCCCUUCCCACUUGUCUAAUAAAAGUGCCCCCUUUGGGUGUCAUAUGUGAAGACUGCCGUACUCCUUUUUGGAGCAUCGCCAGGAGCUCGAGUGUGGUAGAGCCCGCUCUUGGUUGACGAAGGGGUAUUUGUCACACUGGUAUGUGACUUUGUAUGCGUGUGUGUGUGUAUUAAAACAAGUUUG